This is a messenger RNA of Microthlaspi erraticum, 1521 nucleotides long. The record is from the annotation of a GenBank genome assembly. Lineage: Eukaryota; Viridiplantae; Streptophyta; Magnoliopsida; Brassicales; Brassicaceae.
AUGGAGAUUCUUCUGUCUUUCCUCUUGUUUCUUUUAGUUCCUCUUCUCUUCUCGUUAAUCUACAUCAAUAAGAUCAAAUACUCAAAGAAUAUUCCUCCGGGCCCAACAAAACUUCCAGUCAUCGGAAACCUACACCAGCUCCAUGGAUUGCUUCACAGAUGUCUUCACGAUCUCUCCAAGAAACACGGACCUGUGAUGCUUCUCCGUCUAGGGUUUCUUCCAGUGGUCGUGAUAUCAUCAACUGAAGCAGCUGAACAAGUUCUCAAAACCCAUGACCUUGAGUGUUGUACACGGCCCAACACUGCCGCCUCAAGGGUUUUCUCGCGCAACGGUAAAGACAUCGCACUUGGGGUCUAUGGUGAGGAAUGGAGAGAGCUUCGGAAACUUGCCGUUCGUGAGUUUUUCAGUGUGAAAAAAGUUCAAUCUUUCAGGUACGUUAGAGAGGAAGAGAAUGACUUGAUGGUCAAGCAACUGAGAGAAUCGGCUUUGAAGCAAUCUCCUGUUGAUUUGAGCAAAACCCUUUUUUGCCUAGCUGCGAGUAUCAUAUUCAGAACCGCCUUUGGACAGAGUUUCUCCGAGAACAAGCAUAUCGAUAAGGAAAGGAUCGAAGAACUGAUGUUUGAGAGUCAGAGAAAUUUUUCUCUCAAAUUCUCUGAUUUCUUCCCUGUUGCAGGUCUUGGAUGGUUUAUGGACUUUGUGUCAGGCCAAUACAAGAGGCUUCACAACAUUUUCCUCGAGAUUGAUACUUUUCUUAAUCAUAUAAUUGAUGAUCAUCAAUCGAAGAACGCAACUCAAGAUCGUCCUAAUUUGGUCGACUCCAUCUUAUAUAUGAUAAAUAAACAAGAAGACGAUCAAUCUUUCAAGCUCACCAUUGAUCAUCUCAAAGGAAUCAGCCAAAAUAUAUAUCUUGCUGGAGUAGACACAAGCGCCAUCACCAUGAUUUGGGCGAUGGUAGAGCUCAUUAAAAACCCUAGAGUGAUGAAAAACGUUCAAGACGAGAUCCAAACUUGCAUUAGAAGCAAACCAAAGGAGAGAAUCGCAGAAGAAGAUCUUGAUAAGCUUCAAUACUUGAAGCUUGUGGUGAAAGAAACGUUAAGACUACAUCCAGCAGCUCCUCUGUUACUCCCAAGAGAAACAAUGAGUCAUAUCAAGAUUCAAGGUUACGAUAUUCCAGCAAAAACCCUUCUACUAGUUAACUCUUGGUCGAUAGGACGAGAUCCUAAACACUGGGAAAAUCCAGAAGAGUUUAUCCCUGAGAGGUUUAUGGAUAGUCCUGUGGACUACAAAGGACAGAGUUUCAAAUUGUUACCUUUUGGUUCUGGUCGGAGGAUGUGUCCAGGAAUUGCUUCGGGGAUUGCGACCGUUGAAAUGGGACUCUUAAAUCUGCUUUACUAUUUCGACUGGAAAUUGCUCAAGGAGAAAGAUUUUGACAUGGAAGAAGCUGGUGAUAUUACCAUUGUUAAGAAAGUUCCUCUUCAGCUUCUUCCUGUUCUUCGCCAGUGGGAUGUUGAGGAACAAUAG